Messenger RNA from Emiliania huxleyi CCMP1516, 1146 nucleotides. RefSeq lists its product as hypothetical. The record is from RefSeq and is a predicted model, not a curated record. The coding region runs from base 1 to 1146 and encodes 381 amino acids. NCBI's taxonomy places the organism in Eukaryota, Haptophyta, Isochrysidales, Noelaerhabdaceae. The transcript is spliced from 2 exons.
AUGUUCCCCACAUUCCCCCGUCCACGAGCACAUUCGUGCUGGCACCGAUACAGCGCCACCACAGUCGGCAUCCAACAUUCCGUCGCCGACGCCGCCGCCACCCUCCGCCUCGCCGUCGCCACCGCCUCCCUCCACCUCGCCGUCGCCGCCGCCUCCCUCCGCGUCGCCCUCGCCGCCGCCUCCCUCGACCUCACCGUCACCGCCGCCGCCGCCAUCGUUGAGCGGCAGCUGGCCAUCGUUGAGCGGCAGAUUGAGCGGCAGCUGGCCUUCGUUGAGCGGCAGCUUGAGCGGCAGCUGGCCAUCGUUGAGCGGCAGCUGGCCAUCGUUGAGCGGCUCGCUGCUGCUGCCGCGGCCAACGGGUCGCUGAUGCAUAUCAUUCAGCGCUAUGCGCUCCUCGAGCAGCGAGUCGACCCCGCGCCGCUCAUUGCGGGUUGGAACCGCGCCGUGGUGGCGCUCGGCCUCCAAGGGCGCAGGUUCGGAUCGGCCUUUGCGCUACAUACCUGCUCCGGUGUGCGGCUCAUCACCAGCCACCACGUCCUCCUCGACUGCGGCUGGGAUGCGGACUCUCGGCCGCUGAUCGACGUCGGCGUUGGCGCCUCGAUUACGUAUAACAGCUGGCCCCACCGUGCGGAGGUACUCGCCCACUCGCCCUCGCCGGCCGGCCGCCGCGACGCCGCCGACCACCGCGCCGGCUAUCCCAAGCCGUUUCUCGAUCUCGCGAUGCUCGAGCUGGUGCACGGGUCUUUGCCCAGCGCCUUGGAGGCUGGCAACGACGUGCAGGUGGGCGACCAGGUGGUGAUCCUCGGCUACGGGACGCAGAACUACAAGCAUGCCGCCGUGCAGAACACCAUGUACGGCUCGGUCGCGUGCAUCGAGCGGGUAGACGAGAAGCACGGCUGCCGCGUAAUUGACAUCCAGGGCGACAUCCUCGACGGCCACUCGGGCGGGCCCAUCGUAUCGCUGCGCACGCGGAAGGUCAUCGCCAUCUCUGUCGCCUCACACUCGGUCUCACAGACCGGCUUUGUCGUGGGGAUCGAUGGCCUGACCUGCCGCGUCUCGAACGCCGUUGGAGGCCUCCACUUUGGAGUUCCCGUCACGGAGCUCGCCACCUUCUUCACGGCGCUCCGCUUCUCUCCAUCGUUUUAG